Messenger RNA from Mus musculus (house mouse), 923 nucleotides. Its product is annotated as predicted gene, 46425. The record is from RefSeq and is a predicted model, not a curated record. Bases 99 to 923 code for a protein of 274 amino acids. Lineage: Eukaryota; Metazoa; Chordata; Mammalia; Rodentia; Muridae. The transcript is spliced from 4 exons.
CGCUGUGGCUGUGCAGGCUUGAAUGGUUCUCUGUGUCCUGCUCUGAGAUCUGCUGUUGGGUGCAUUGAGGGGACCUCAGGAAGCUCUGAGAUUUAGACAUGGAUGCAGUGACUUUUGACGAUGUGCAUGUGAACUUCACUAAAGAAGAAUGGAAUUUGCUGGAUCCUUCCCAGAUGAAUCUCUACAAAGAUGUUAUGUUGGAGACCUACUGGAACCUUACUUCUAUAGGCUACAAAUGGGAAGACCAUCACAUUGAAGAAUCAUGUCAAAGUUCUCGAAGACAUACAAGACUCGCUGAUCUCCAAUGUCAUAAAAGAAGCCAUACUGGAGAGAAACCUUAUGAAUGUAAUCAAUGUGGUAAAGCCUUUGUGGCAACCACUACUCUUCAAAGACAUAAAAGAACCCAUACUGGAGAGAAACCUUAUAAAUGUAAUCAAUGUGGUAAAGCCUUUGGAAGAUCUGAUAAUCUCCAACGUCAUAAAAGAACCCAUACUGGAGAGAAACCUUAUGAAUGUAAUCAAUGUGGGAAAGCCUUUUCCUGUCACAAUAGUCUCAGAUAUCAUAAAAGAACCCAUACUGGAGAGAAACCUUAUGAAUGUAAUCAAUGUGGUCAAGCCUUUUCCUGUCACAAUAGACUCAGGUAUCAUAAAAGAACCCAUACUGGAGAGAAACCUUAUGAAUGUAAUCAAUGUAGGAAAGCCUUUUCCCAUCAAAAUAGUCUCAGAUAUCAUAAAAGAACCCAUACUGGAGAGAAACCUUAUGAAUGUAAUCAAUGUGGUAAAGCCUUUUUCUGUCACAGUGGUCUCAGAUAUCAUAAAAGAACCCAUACUGGAGAGAAACCUUAUGAAUGUAAUCAAUGUGGUAAAGCCUUUGCAAGACCUGCUUAUCUCCAUUGUCAUAAAAGAACCCAUACUGGAGAGUAA